AACGGGACUUUUCACUGUUCAAAUGACUUAUGACACUAACUCCUAGUACCUACUCGGUCGUUUUUGUAGAUAGGUAUUUAUUUGAACUUUCCUUUUUAAGUUUUUAGCGCUAAAGAAAGCCAGCAGCUGUUAUGUUUUCAAAACCAGCUGCUUUUCAGGAAUUUCUCGCGCAAAAUAAUCACAUCGAUGAAAUAUACGAUGCCAUGGCAACAGACGACACAUCCGAGGUGGUUAUAAGAGCCAUGAAUAUCCUCAGGAAAACUAAUCACUUGCCAUCUAUAUGCAAUAUUAGUAAGAGUGAACUCAAAUCAACAACGAACCGUACCGCAGGCAACACUGCCUUUCGCCAAGGCUUUUUCCAACACGCUUUGUCACUAUACAAUGAAGCAUUGUUAUUCGCACCAAAAUAUUCUCGGGAAAUGAAACUUGCCUAUAGUAACAGAUCAGCACUGCUCCAAAAGCUAUCAGCAGUUCAACCGUGUCUCAAUGACAUCAACAGAUGCUUCGCUAUGGGCUGCCCAAGUGAUAUUCUCGAAAAGUUAACUAGAAGGAAGGAAGAAGUCACACAGUGUCUUUUAAGAAAAGAAUUCUUAAAGAACUCAAUGACUCUAGCAGUCGAAAGUUGUAUAAAUCCUAGAUUGAUGAUUCCUAAUAAACUUAUUCCAUGCGCAAGUGCUGAUGUUAAUGUAGACACUUCAACUGGGAAACUUAAAAUUAUUGCUUGCACAGACAUAAAAGUUGGAGACGUAGUAGCAUCUGAAAAAGCUUUUGUAAGCUUCACUGACAUGAAUAACAUAUUGCACUCGUGUCAUUUUUGCCAAAGGAAAGCAUUGGACCUAAUACCCUGUGACGGUUGCGUUUUUGCAUUGUUCUGUGAUGAGGAAUGUAAAAAUAAAUGCAUGGAGGAAUACCAUCAAUAUGAAUGCAAACUAAUGGAAAUUACUAGUUCGUUGUGCUUUGGUCCCUUGCCUAAUUUAAUGGUUAAAGCGUUUCUGAGAUUAAGAACUAGUAAAUGUUUGGGAGAUCUUAUCUCUGCCUCUAAUAAUAUGGGAAUAGAAAGAAUGAAAUCUAGCUCUAUUCAAGAAAUAUAUGACACAAAUAACGUAUACUCAGUUUUGUGUUCCUAUGAUGACAGAACUUUUUUGUAUGGCAUUCUGUACAAUGCUUGUUUUGUCUGUGCUGCUGUUCUGCAUUACCUUGAUUAUUUCAUACCUUCAUUUCUACCAAAAGAUCCCAAUGAAAAACAGAAAGCCAUGGCAGCUUAUGCCAAAAUCAUGAUGUUUUUGGCUGUACACCAGAAGCCUUUACACAUCCAGCAAGGUCAAAGCAACCUUAAAUUGGAUAAAAGUAACUAUGGAGACCCAAAUUAUGGAUUGUUUCCUUUUAUUGCAAAAUUGAAGAACUCUUGCAAUGCCAACUUAGUGAUAGUUAAUAACAACAAGGAAUUAGUACUGAUUGCUCUUCGUCCAAUUGAAAAAGGGGAAGAACUGACUGUCCCAUUUAUAUGGCACGUGCAUGAUACUCAUAUAAAAUGGCGCAUGCGAAAUGUGGACUCAUUCCUGUAUUACGGCACAGUUUGCGGAUGCCAACGAUGCAAUAAUGGUACGGUUGAGACGGGAAAAGAAGAGCAACUAUCGAAAUUUCAAAAAAAAUAUUUCUCCAAACUGAAUAUGAAAGAUAUCCAAUCUAAACUGAAAAAUAUUGAAAUACCUAGUGUUUACGCAACAAUAUUGAAAGCACUAACAGUUCUAAAAGAUGUGCGAAAUUCAAGCGAGUACAUUGAACUGUACUCAUGUUUUCGGAAAUGCUUGUUUUUCUUUGAAGUCGCUUGGGGUGAUAAUAAUAUUCUUGGUUCUUCAUAGUUAAUUAACAAUAUUGUUUUAGAAAAGGUAGAUUAUUGAAUUUAAUAUCCUAUCUUAAAAUGCAAACAAUCUUGUUAUGUACCGUUAAAGUUUAUUUUCGAAUUGUUUACAAAGUAAUUAGUACAUAGAGUAACCGCUUUUUAUUUUGUUUGAUUUUAUUUAUUUUGUCGCACUGGGUUUUUUUUACACUAAAAAGUAAUGAAAAGAAAGUGAAUAUUAUAAGACAAGUUAGAAUAACUGGAGUCUAGAAUCUUUGUCAAGUAAUUACUUAUCUCUUUAUCAACACAGAAUUUAGAACAUACAGAAUCCGCGUACACGAGUAAUAUUGAAGCAUCAAGAACCACACCACUUUAGUAUGGUUUCUUGAACAAAUGGUUAGUCACUUCAUACCAUUUAGCACUAGACAGUAAUUAUUUUACCUCUAAUGUUCAAAACGUUAACCAUAAAAUAGGAAAAUGUUUGUGAGCUAGCAACAUUCCGCGGAUGUAAAGUGAGACAGGCGUGGGGCGAUUUCACUGUUUCUGGACACAAUAACGGCUGAAUGAGGAUUCUGUAUGUUUUUAAUUCAAUCUUUAUCAACCAUUCCUGAACAUAGCUUAAUAUUGAACAAAUUAAGCGAUCUAAACAUAUGUUUAUUAAUAUGAUUUUUACAACUGUUGAAAAAGAUGUAAAUUAACAUUAAUUAAGAUUAAUUUCGCGUAUUUUUUAACGUCUUGACGUUACGUCGCGCACGUUCGCGUCGUAAUUUUCUCUCGUAAUUAAUGUUUAAUGUUUGUCACUUGUCACUGCACUAGGGGCGCUGCGUUCCGUUCGGCCCGAGUCGGUCACCGUCGGCUGUCGUCGUCAUAUUGGCGCCAACAUCGGUUAAAAAUAAACUAUUGUAGGUACAUAUUACAAAUGGUUUCGAAAAAAAAAUCUUUAUAAAUAAUGCAAAAAAUUGCAUUAUUAGCUUUAAUAUAUUUACUGUGUUACUAGUUACUAAAAAUCAUUUUUGAACUCCUGUUCAAUUUGUUAUCUACAUGCCAAAGAUAUUUACAACUUUCCCAAUUAUAGACGAAAAUUUAAUUUCUUUAUUUUUUAAAUAUGUGAAAUAUCUCGUUAGAAUUGAAUAGUAUUUAAUUUGACUUAACACGCGUCGCGUGUUAUAAUUUGUUUAAGGCUUUUAAUCUUAUCUAUUAUCCAUAUAGUCAAAAGAACAUUAGCUUGUUAGAUUAAAAGUUAAUAUAGAAAAAAAUGUAUACAAGGAUGAGGGGUUUUUCACCAUCUUUUGAACUUAGUUUAGAAUUCCCAAUACAAUUUAUUAAUGUAUUGUAAGCGUAUUUUAAACAUUUUUAAUUAAAUUUGUUGUUCUUGGCUGGAAAUGGCGGAUUUAUUUGUAGUAUUUUUAUUUAAAAUCUUAAUCAAUUGUGAUACUAAUAACUAGCUGUUGUACUUAGAAUUAUUGUUGGUUUUAUUUCCUUGUAAAUAUAGUUCCUAAGUUCCAUAAGUCUAGUUUCCUAGUACUUCUUAUUAAAUUAUUAUUAUUAUUAUUUCUUAGAAUCAGAAGUUGUCUCGGUGGAUUUUGCACAUUCGUUUUAUGUUAAACAAUCAUAUUAAAUGUAACUGCCAAUUCAAAUAUUAUUGAUUUUUUUUUGUCAUAUUUUGUCUCUGAGUCCUCUGAACAUGGCAGUGGUGAAUUUUGAUCAUUAGAGAGGGUCAAAUUUUCUAAAGGAUUUCUAUUGAAUUUUCAAGAGAGAGAAAUGAUCGCAACAUUUACCUUGUCUACACUAAGAAAAAGAUUGCCCUGGAUGUUUCCAGGGAGAAUAUAGAGAAAUACAUUUGUAUGGAUAAUCGUUACUAUACUACCCUCGUAAUAUUAAUAUAGGUCUACUUUAUUGAAAUAAAAACAUACAGAAUCAUCAUUCAACCAUUUUCCCAAUUUGUGGUGAAUGCUUAGAAUAUUAGAAUUAAAAUAAUUAUUCAACUGUUAGUGUAUUUGAUACUUUAAUAAGAAAAUAAGCUGUG
Messenger RNA from Pararge aegeria (speckled wood butterfly), 3866 nucleotides. RefSeq names its product SET and MYND domain-containing protein DDB_G0273589-like. Bases 132 to 1862 code for a protein of 576 amino acids. Gene Ontology annotation, molecular function: protein binding. The record is from RefSeq and is a predicted model, not a curated record. The transcript is spliced from 2 exons. NCBI's taxonomy places the organism in Eukaryota, Metazoa, Arthropoda, Insecta, Lepidoptera, Nymphalidae.